UUUGAGUCGCAACGUAACGUAACCGUAGCUCGCAACAAGUAGCGAUAUUUACUUUUAUUUGGAAGGAAGAUUUUCUUCUUUACGAAGUGUCCGCUUUAAAAGUUAGAAUAAAUAUGAAUAAUACGAAAAGUGGAAAAAGGGAGAGAGACAGGGGUCAACACAUCCAAGUAUUCGCACGUGUCAGACCUAUAAAUGAUUUGGAGAAGAACAAUAAGUGCAAGAAUAUAAUAGAAAUUCCAAAUGACAAAGAACUGGUAGUUCAUGAACGUCUUCACGAUAAGUUUUCAAAAAAGUUCAAAUUCGAUCAUGUAUUUGGGCCCUCAUCAAAACAGAUUGAGCUGUACAAUAUUGUUAUUAGCCCUUUGGUGGAACAAAUAUUGGCUGGAUAUAAUUGCACGGUAUUGGCAUAUGGUCAAACGGGUACUGGCAAGACAUUCACGAUGGAGGGAGACUCCGAUUUUAGUAGUACAUUAAAUUGGCAAGCUAAUGAUUGCAGCCGUUCGCACACAGUAUUCUCAAUUACGGUUCACAUGAAGGAGAGCACAAUUGAAGGAGACGACGUGUUGAAGACGGGAAAACUGAACUUGGUGGAUUUGGCAGGCAGCGAGAACGUCGGGAGAUCGGGUGCUGUCGACAGAAGGGCGAAGGAAGCUGGUAGUAUUAAUCAGUCGCUGUUAACUCUGAGUAGAGUUAUAACAGCCCUUGUGGAAAGAACACCUCAUAUUCCUUACAGGUGUAACAAAUACCCAUUUAAUCUACAUUGACUACUACGUAUAUUUAUAAACCCCUUGCUGUAUUUUAACGAGCCUGACGCAUGAUCAGAAUUUUGUACCAAACGUGAUUAUAAUUUCAUGCCGAACGUGGAUAUCACGAGUCAUACUCGUGGUCAUAAUCUCAUGAGUAACGAGAGUGUGCAAAGUUUGCUGUAAGCAUAAAGAGCAGCGAGACACGACCUAGGAAUGCGACAUUAUUUGCUUUUCUUCGCUCAUUAACUACUAAUAUUAAAGCUUCCUGUAUUCGUUCAAACUUCGUUUUCUUAGUACAUUAUAAUUAGAUAGCGAGUUUUUUUUAUGCAAAAGAAAGCAUUUAUGAUAUCAAUUUAAGAAAUGGUCUAGGUAGGAACUUGUUUAAUCCUUUAAAAAUAGUAAUAUGCAUUUGACUUUUGAUUUUGUAUCAUGAAUUUUAUUAUAGACACAUUUUCUACGUUUUCUACCGAUAUCAUUUUUCUAUAAAUGCAGCAGAACCCGCCGUCUAUUUAUAAUCUUAUUAUAUUCGUAC
This is a messenger RNA of Ceratina calcarata, 1278 nucleotides long. Its product is annotated as kinesin-like protein KLP2. Gene Ontology annotation, cellular component: nucleus; spindle microtubule; mitotic spindle. Gene Ontology annotation, molecular function: plus-end-directed microtubule motor activity; microtubule binding; ATP binding. NCBI's taxonomy places the organism in Eukaryota, Metazoa, Arthropoda, Insecta, Hymenoptera, Apidae. The transcript is spliced from 4 exons. The record is from RefSeq and is a predicted model, not a curated record. Gene Ontology annotation, biological process: mitotic spindle assembly; spindle elongation; microtubule-based movement. Bases 114 to 764 code for a protein of 216 amino acids.